Sclerotinia borealis F-4128 is the source of this 1389-nucleotide messenger RNA. Lineage: Eukaryota; Fungi; Ascomycota; Leotiomycetes; Helotiales; Sclerotiniaceae. The record is from the annotation of a GenBank genome assembly.
AUGUCCCAACCAUUUGCAGCACAGCUCAACCCAUCACAGCACCACCCCGUCGUCAUACAACCGCCAUCCUACUUCAGCGAUGUGGACUCCACACCCACCCUCACCAGCCGCAACUCGACAACCACAGUCCAAGCAGCCACCCGCACCCGGACCAGCGACCUCGAAAAAAACUCCCAACCAACAAACAGCCAAGAAAUCCACUACCGAUCCAUGACCUGGUGGCAAUGCGCCGCCAUCAUGAUCGCCGAAACCAUUUCCCUUGGCAUCCUAGCCCUCCCCUCCGUACUCGCCACCGUGGGGCUCAUCCCGGGCCUCAUACUAAUUCUCGGCAUGGGGAUCAUGGCCUGGUACUCUGGCUACGAAAUGCAUCUCUUCCGGAGCGCGUAUCCGCAAAUCCACAGCUGGGCUGAUUGUUUCGAGAUACUGUUUACGCCGCUCGGAUUUCCGAAUGUGGGGAGGGAAAUUGCAUUUACGAGUAUCUUCAUUGCAGUUAUCGUCACGAUGGUAGCAGUGGGUGUUCAAGCACCGGCGGAGAAAAACUAUACUCUUUGGCCUAAAGAAGAUCUUUCACUCCGAGAAGCAUUCUUGAGUGUUACCAAUAUCGUCUUCGCUUAUGGUAUUUUUUCCCUGCCUCCUUUCUUUAAUUUUUCAUCGUCCCCCUCUGCACCUCCAUCACCUCCACAACCUCCUUCCCCCCCCAAACCCCAACCAACUAACCCCCUCCUUCCCUCCCCAGGAGGACACGUCGCCUUCUUCGCCUUCAUGGCCGAACUCCGCGACCCCUCCGACUUCCCCAAAUCCCUCGCCACACUCCAAAUCAUCGAAAUAACCCUCUACCUCCUCUCAGCCAGCAUAAUUUACAUCUACGCCGGAUCCAGCGUCGCCUCCCCCGCCCUUUCAUCCGCCGGCCCCCUCAUAUCCAAAAUAGCCUUUGGCCUCGCCAUCCCCACCAUCGUCAUCGCCGGCGUCAUCUUCGGUCACGUCUGCAGUAAAUACGUCUUUUCCAAAAUCUACCACGACACCAUUCACAUGACGACACGCACGAGACGCGGCAUGUUUUCCUGGUUGGGGAUUACGGCGCUUCUGUGGAUAGUGGCGUGGGUGAUUGCGGAGUCGAUACCGGUGUUUAAUGAGUUGUUGGGGUUGGUGAGUGCGCUGUUUGCAAGCUGGUUUACGUAUGGAUUGGCGGGCAUUUUUGGCUUGUAUAGGAAUAAGGGGAGGUGGAAUGGAGGGUGGUGGAUGAGGGGAUUGUUUUUGUGUAAUGUGGGGUUGGUGGGGGUGGGGGCGGUUAUUUGUGGGAUGGGGCUUUGGGCUAGUGGGGUGGGGAUUGGAGAGGGGGCGAGGGAGGGGAAGAGUUGGAGUUGUGGGGAGGUAGGCGGGAGGGAGUGA